Mycetomoellerius zeteki is the source of this 2440-nucleotide messenger RNA. RefSeq names its product acyl-CoA Delta(11) desaturase. The record is from RefSeq and is a predicted model, not a curated record. Bases 321 to 1436 code for a protein of 371 amino acids. Gene Ontology annotation, biological process: unsaturated fatty acid biosynthetic process. Gene Ontology annotation, cellular component: endoplasmic reticulum membrane. The transcript is spliced from 6 exons. Lineage: Eukaryota; Metazoa; Arthropoda; Insecta; Hymenoptera; Formicidae. Gene Ontology annotation, molecular function: stearoyl-CoA 9-desaturase activity; iron ion binding.
AUUGGCGUUCAAAGUAACCAAUUAUUAAUAUAUAUUUUACCAAAAUACCGGAAAAUAUUGCGCGUAUCAUUUGUUCCUGGUAUGUCUUGAUAAUAUUAGGAAAAAUCUGAUAUCUUGUUCACACAUGUACUGUGUACAACAAUCUCACGAUCAAUAAAUCAAAUCACGAGUACUGGUGAAUCUCUCAAAAACUACUUGAAAUGCAAAGUAGCAACUGAAUCGAUUCGCGUGCCGAAGGAUCAACGGUGGACCUAUCGUCGGUAUAUGGUCCCCAGGUGUUUUUAGACGAUUGCAAGACGUUCAAACAGAAUACAUCUUUGAUGAGAAUGUCGCCGAACGAGGAAAGGGUAACGACGGCAAUAUGUCCUAAGGUAGAGACGGAUUGUAACAUGACGCUGAAAAGGAAUCGGUUGGCGAACGAUGAGUCGACGAAGAAUCAUAACACAACGACUCAGAAGAAUGAUGAGUCGACUGAGAUUAAGUACGUACCGAGAAUAAAGUGGCUGGAUCUUAGUGCACAACUCUUCAUACACGGCGGAUGUCUUUACGGGCUGUAUUUGGUACUCACGCAGGCAAAAUUGCUUACUUCGCUAUGGGCGUUUGUGACCAUUUAUACAUCUGGCUUUGGUAUUACGGCUGGCGUUCACAGAUUAUGGUCGCACAAGGCAUAUAAAGCAAAAUGGCCCUUGCGUCUAUUUCUAGUCUUCCUCUUCACGAUAACAGGACAGAAAGAUGUGUAUACAUGGGCGUUGGACCAUAGGGUACAUCACAAAUAUAGUGAAACUGAUGCAGAUCCGCAUGAUGCGAGAAGAGGUUUCUUUUUCGCUCAUGUAGGAUGGCUUUUUACAACACCCCAUCCUGAUGUCGUCGCCAAACGCAAAGCAGUCGAUGUGAGCGAUCUAGAAGCGGAUCCCAUAGUUAUGUGGCAAAAAAGGUUAUAUAUACCUCUAUUUGCACUUCUAACCAUCGCACUUCCGGUGGGAAUUCCUUGUUACUUCUGGUCGGAGUCGCUAUGGAUAUCGUUUUGGGUGAACUUCAAUUUUCGCUUCUGCAUCAAUUUAAACAUAGCCUUCUCUGUCAAUAGCGUGGCACACAUGUGGGGGCAGAAACCUUACGAUAAAAACAUUUCGCCAGUGGAGAACAUUGCGGUAUCAAUCGCGGCGCUUGGUGAGGGAUAUCACAACUAUCAUCAUGUAUUCCCAUGGGAUUAUAAGACCGGUGAGCUAGGCGAGUACCCAUUCAAUCUUAGUACCGCCUUCAUUGAUGCAUUUGCAUGGAUCGGGUGGGCCUACGAUCGGAAGUACGUCUCACCAAGUAUGAUCCGUCGUAGAGCACACCGAUGUGGCGAUGGAAGUCACGUCUGGGGUUACGGUGAUGUCGACAUCUUGAAAGAAGAUCUAGAGGAAUUAGAUGUCAUGGACAAUCACGAGCUGUGAGACUGAAAAACUCGAAAAAAUAUGUUGAGGAGAAGCAUUUCCUAAUAUGUCAUACGUGGACCAUGUAAAGUCUUUCGUAGAGAUUUGAUUUAAAGUAAUAUAGAGAUUUAAGAUUCUGUAUAACUUUAGAUUAUAUACAGUAUACACCAUUGGAAAAUGUUCGUAUACAGUAUAUACCAUUGGGAAAUGUUUAAUGUAAUAAUUAUCGAAUUAAAGAGAUAUUUUAAUUGAUAGUCGGUAAAGUACAGUUGGCGAUUAUAGUCAACAAUUAAUAAAUAAACUAUUUUAUUUAUGACAUGAAUUCGUCAUAAAAUUUAUUGUAGAAUUAAUAUACAUAUAUUUUGGUCGUUUAUUUAUUUUUAUACUUACGGGAUUUGUCAGCAUUAAUUAUUGCAGUAAGAUAAUAGUAAAUAUAAUAUUUACCGUGACAGUGUAGAAUGGUAAAGAAACGAUAAUAUACAACUUCGCAUAAUCGAGGAUCCAUUGUUUGAUAUAAGGAAAGUCACUAUUUAAUAUAAUACGUACUAUUAUUUUUCGUAUAAUUGUACGUAAUCGUUAUUUAUAGGUAUUAUAUGUAUAAUCGUAUAGCGGCAUUAUAAAAAUUUCUAUUUUAUUUAACAUGAAUGACGAAAAGUACAACAAUCUAAAUGGGAAUCUUAUUAAAUUAGUAUGUUCUAUAAUAAAUGUAUAUAGGGGGAGAUUGAGGCUAAGCUGGCAUUUAAAUUUUGAGUGGCAAAAAUAUAUCUUAUGAGUUCCUAAUUUAUAUUGUAGACAACAUUUCGUGCGUCUUCUUUACCAACAAAGUUUGGUUAGUUUAGGUGUCGCGUUAUGUUUAGAUAGUCAAAUAUGUUUUCGAUAGUCAAAAGUAAUUUUUGAGAUUUUAUUUUCCGAGAUCACAUCAUCUUUUGUAUAUAUGGAUGAAAUGAAGUUGCAAACACCAAAAUUUUUUAUUGCCAUCUUGUAGUCUUAUAAUCAUUCUAUAAAACGCUAAUAAUCAUUUGACU